ACCAUUUUCUAUAAACUAAAAUAACAAAAAUCAUUAGGCAAAUCCUAGAAGAAGGGAUUUCAGUCAUUUGAAGUCAUGUGGUCAAAUUUCUAGUUGAGAUCACAGAAUAAAUUCCCUAAAGAAUAAGAAAAUAAUAAUAAUGAUAAUAAUAAGUUUGAAAGAAAAUCUCUGCCAAGAUACAGGAGCACAAGAGAGCCCCUGGUUUACAACUUCUAUAUACACAAACAAUAUAAAUAAUAAUGAUGAUGAUAAAAACAAAUAACAAAUAAAGAAAUAAAUUCCAUCUCUCUCUCUCUCUCUCUCUCUCUCUCUCUCUCUUCAAUGACUGACUUGCCUUUUGUUUAACAUAAAUUAUGGGUUUAAAUCAGACAAAAUAAAUGCUUUGGACCUCAGAAGAAAGAGACCACAAAGUUCAUAUAAUUUUUUUUUUCCCAAAUUCACAUCACAUGCUAUUGAAUCUCUCUCAUUUCAUCUCUAGCAUUGAUCACUAUUUAAGCACUUCCAUACAUUUCAACUCUCUCCAUCUUCAGAAAAAAGAAAACAAAAAAAGUACAUUACAUUCUAUUCUCUCCAACUCCCCUUCCAAAAUUUGUCCACUUUCUUUUCUCUUUUCCUAUCCAACUUAGUCUAAACAAGAGAGACAAAUAUUAUUAUGAUGAAUAAUACCUGUAUCAGUAUUCCUCCAUUGGCUCAGACCAUUGAUGGUGAUCACUUCUUUGAUCAUCGGUGUAUAUGGGUCAAUGGGCCGGUGAUCGUCGGAGCAGGACCAUCUGGAUUGUCAGUAGCAGCUGCUCUCAAACAACAAGGUGUCCCGUUUGUCGUUGUUGACCGAGCUGACUGCAUUGCCUCUCUUUGGCAACACCGGACCUAUGAUCGUCUCAAACUUCACCUUCCAAAGCAAUUCUGUCAACUUCCCAACUUCCCUUUCCCAGAGGAGUUUCCUGCUUACCCCUCCAAGUUUCAGUUCAUUUCCUACUUGGAAUCCUAUGCCAACCAUUUUGAUAUCACCCCACGUUUCAACGAAACAGUGAAGUCAGCCAAGUAUGAUGAAACUUUUGGCCUGUGGCGAGUCAAAACCCUUUCGUUGAGUCCAAAGCCGACCCAAGUCGAGUACAUUUGCCGAUGGUUGGUCGUUGCCACUGGAGAGAAUGCUGAGAAGGUCGUGCCAGAGUUUGAAGGGAUGGAGGAGUUUGGUGGCCAUGUUAUGCAUGCUUGUGAGUACAAAUCCGGUGAGGCUUAUCUUGGGAAACGGGUGCUUGUCGUCGGGUGUGGGAACUCCGGCAUGGAAAUUUCACUUGAUCUUUGUAACCAUGAUGCCAAGCCAUCCAUGGUGGUACGAAGCUCGGUUCAUGUAUUGCCAAGAGAAAUACUUGGAAAAUCAACUUUUGAAGUAGCAAUUUCACUAAUGAAAUGGCUGCCACUUCAUAUGGUGGACAAGAUGCUGCUGAUCAUUUCCAGACUUGUUCUUGGGAACAUUGAGAAGUAUGGACUCAAAAGGCCAUCAAUGGGACCGUUGCAACUUAAGAACACUGCCGGAAAGACACCCGUGUUGGAUAUUGGAGCGCUGCAGAAGAUAAGGGCCGGCGAGAUCAAGGUGGUGCCCGGAAUAAAAAAAUUCUGGAGAGGUGCAGUGGAGCUGGUCAAUGGAGAAGUUCUAGAGAUUGAUUCUGUAAUUCUAGCUACUGGCUAUCGCAGCAAUGUUCCAUCUUGGCUCAAGGAAAAUGAGUUCUUUUCCAGUGAUGGAAUUCCAAAAAGUCCAUUCCCAAAUGGGUGGAAAGGCAAAGCUGGACUCUAUGCUGUUGGGUUCACAAGAAAAGGCUUAUCAGGAGCUUCAUUGGACGCCAUUAAUGUAGCUCAGGACAUUGCCAAGAGCUGGAAAGAAGAUACUAAACAAAAGAGAAAAUCAGUGGCAGCUCGCCACAGAAGAUGCAUUUCACAUUUCUAAUAUAAAAGGGCGGCCUUUAUCUUAAGAACAGUAACCCAAAAAAAAAAAAAAAAAAAAAAAGCAAAAAAAAAAACACAUUAGCAGAGCCCUCUCCCCACUCCAAAAACAAAAAAGGAAAAAUAUAAUUCCCAACACAGUAAAAUAGUUAUGAAUUUCUUUCUGUAUAAAGGAAGAUGAGGCUUAUUGUUUUUUUUAUUCUUUUCUAUUAACUCUCUCUCUGGAUCUACCUUAUUGUAAUUGAAAUUGAAAUUGAAAUUUUUCUUUCCUUUCUCUGUUGUAAAUCCAACACAAGGUGGGCCACUUAAGAAAUGGUAAGAAGUGAAUCCACAAGGUGGGCCAAUUAAAUGUGCUCCAAAGUGAAUCCACAAUGGGCCCACUAACAAAAAUGUGGCCCCUCAAGUCCAUGAUUCCCCCCAACAUAACAAAUCUCCACUAGGGGAUCCCAGUCUUGGUCUCACAAUGGAAAAAAAAAGGAAAAGAAAAAAAAAGGUUUCAGGGUUUUCUGUCUCCAUGUUGCUUUGCACAUGGUCUGAGCAGAGAAGUGUAAACCUUAUCUUAGUUUAUACAUGUGAAGAAAUCUCUGUUACCACUACAACUUUUCAACUGUAAUAAAGUUACAACAUUCAAGUUUCAAACCAAUCAGUACCUGCUAAUUGCUUAUGCUCUCUCUUUUUUACUCUGCUUGAAACUAAGAAUCCAUAUGCACUCUUUCUUCAUUAUACACCUAACUUAUACUUGUGACAAGCCAAACAUCAGAAUUCACAGCCAAUGUUAUGCUGUAAUCUUGUUAAAGCAACAGCAUAAUGAAAAUAAGCUAUAACAAAUCGGACUGCAUAUAUAGUUGUACAUUGUAAACUGGAUGCUUUGUGUUUCUAAAGCCUUAAUAAGUAAGACAAGACAAUUCACCUGUAGGGAAGGUAAAGGAGAAGACAACCCAUAUGACUCCCCAUGCUGUUGAUUCAACCAAACAUAGUGCUAUAACUCCAUGGCCCAUUUAAAUGUUCUUUCUUCUUCAGCACCACAAACUCAAAGCUUUGCAGAAAGAAUUUGUAAUUCGACCCGAUUGUGAUCCUUCGUGAACAUGUU
This is a messenger RNA of Benincasa hispida (wax gourd), 3031 nucleotides long. Its product is annotated as putative indole-3-pyruvate monooxygenase YUCCA3. The record is from RefSeq and is a predicted model, not a curated record. Gene Ontology annotation, molecular function: N,N-dimethylaniline monooxygenase activity; NADP binding; flavin adenine dinucleotide binding. Lineage: Eukaryota; Viridiplantae; Streptophyta; Magnoliopsida; Cucurbitales; Cucurbitaceae.